AUGAAGAACUUUGGAGAAUAUCAUGAUCUUUAUCUUGAAACUAAUAUACUUUUACUUACAGAUAUUUUUAUGAAUUAUACCAUAAUGUAUCUCAAAGAUAAUAGUUUAGAUUCAUCUUACUAUAUCUCUGCACCUGGAAUGUUUAAUAAUUCUCUAUACAAAAGUAGCGAAGUGGAACUUAAGCUCAUAACAGAUAAGGAUAAUUAUCUGAUAGUUGAAGAUGAAAUCUGUGCAAUAACUCAAUAUAUACCUACAGAAAUCCUAGAUAAGGUAAGUCUAGAGAAAGUAUCUGAUAUCCAAAGUAUUGCACCAGAUGCAGAAAUAGACUAUAUACUUGAAGUUGAUUUAGAAGUUCUAGUACACUUGUAUGAUUACUUUGCAGAUUAUUCUUUAGCACCAGAAAAGCAGAUAAUAUCAGAAAACUGGCUUAGUCUAUAUAAUGAAAUUUCAUUACCGAGCUCUCCAGACAUAUAUGAAGCUUGGAAUAAAGGUUACAAAGAUUCAUAG
Racocetra persica is the source of this 507-nucleotide messenger RNA. The record is from the annotation of a GenBank genome assembly. NCBI's taxonomy places the organism in Eukaryota, Fungi, Glomeromycota, Glomeromycetes, Diversisporales, Gigasporaceae.